This is a messenger RNA of Leptopilina heterotoma, 1286 nucleotides long. It is a transcript of the gene Irbp18, whose product is annotated as CCAAT/enhancer-binding protein gamma. The coding region runs from base 259 to 615 and encodes 118 amino acids. Gene Ontology annotation, molecular function: DNA-binding transcription factor activity, RNA polymerase II-specific; RNA polymerase II cis-regulatory region sequence-specific DNA binding. The transcript is spliced from 4 exons. The record is from RefSeq and is a predicted model, not a curated record. Lineage: Eukaryota; Metazoa; Arthropoda; Insecta; Hymenoptera; Figitidae. Gene Ontology annotation, biological process: regulation of transcription by RNA polymerase II; DNA-templated transcription.
CGUAACCCUGCUCAUUCUUUUUUCAAUUUAGAGAAACAAGCGUCAAUCUGUGUUGCAUUUGUCACUCGAUGAUUUUUCAAAUUGCAAAAUUGCGUCAUCUUCGUGACCUGUCCAACUGGAUAUUUGUGACAAAGUACACGCAUGGAAUAUAAAGUGUAAUAAGUGAAUAAUUUGUGAAAAAAAGUGUUCUUAAUAAGGUGCAAUUUCAAGAAAAUAAUAGAAAUAGAGAAAAUAUUGUCGAUAAUUUCAAAAAGGUAGAUGGCGCCGAGGAAUAAGGAGAACUUGAUGAAUAAGAAAAAGAAACCGAUUUCCGAGGAUGAGGACGACGAGGACUACAGGAAGAGACGUGACAGGAAUAAUCAGGCAGUAAAAAGAUCCCGCGUAAAGAGUAAAUUACGCACUCAACAGACUCUUGAUCGUGUGAAUCAAUUGAAAACCGAAAAUGAAUUGUUAGAGGAAAAAAUCAAAAUGCUAACAAAAGAACUUGGUUUUUUAAAGGACCUCUUCUUGGCCCAUGCAGGUUCGAAUCCAAAUUCAAUGAACAUUCAAGAUCUGGAUUUUAAUGCAAUUCUUGCCGAAGAAUCAUGCUCGAAAUCAGGGGACUCAUCAAUGUAAAUAAUCAUUUAAGUCGCAGUGUCGACGUGGUUAAAAAUUCUAUUCAAUGGAACUUUGUGUCCUAAAAAAAUACUCAUCGUUAUAAAUAUUUUUGUUGUUGUUGAUUUUUUUUUUUUUUUUUUUUUUUUUUUUUUUUUUGAGAAAAAAGAGUAAUUUAAAAAUUAAGCAUCUUGGAAAGAUGCCAAAACUUUUUUGCGAUUAGUCGCGUGCGAAUCGCAAAAGAAUCAUAUUCUCAGGGUCAUGCAAGUCAAGAUAACCAUCUGUAGUGGAAAAAAAAAAUUCUCUAUAGAACGGAAGGAAAAAAAAGGAAAUUACGAAAUAUCCGUUUGAGAAUUGAUAGCAUUUUCUUCUUUUUAAUCUUCUUGGGAAAGGCUGUGCUACUCUUUUUUUUUUGAUAUUUGCCAAAAUUUCAUCGAUGAGACGCAGAGAAUUUCUUUAUAUUUGAAUUUCCCCAUAAAAAUAAAAAAAAAAACACAAGUGAAAAUUUUGAUACACUUUAAAUACGUGACGAAGCAUUUAAAAAAAAAAGUUUUAUACAUAACGAAACUUUGAUGCCACAAAACUAUUUGUUAUGGGAUUUGUACCUACUCUACAAAAAAUCCGAGAUAAGAGUUGACGGAAUUAUCUAUUUGUAGUUGAUUAUGUAAAUGUUGCGGCAAGUGUGGAAAUUU